Oppia nitens is the source of this 690-nucleotide messenger RNA. RefSeq names its product paired box protein Pax-6-like. The record is from RefSeq and is a predicted model, not a curated record. Gene Ontology annotation, molecular function: DNA-binding transcription factor activity, RNA polymerase II-specific; RNA polymerase II transcription regulatory region sequence-specific DNA binding. The transcript has 3 exons. The annotation marks the transcript as partial. Lineage: Eukaryota; Metazoa; Arthropoda; Arachnida; Sarcoptiformes; Oppiidae. Gene Ontology annotation, biological process: regulation of transcription by RNA polymerase II.
AAUAGGACGACAUUCACACCGCAACAGUUGUCUGAAUUGGAGUCACUCUUCCAACGGACCCAUUAUCCCGAUGUCUUCCUCAGGGAAUCCAUUGCCAGUAAAAUUAAUUUAAGUGAAUCAAGAAUUCAAGUUUGGUUUCAGAAUAGGAGAGCUAAAUGGCGUAAACAGACUCGUCUCCAACUCUUACACCAAACACCGGUGCAAUCGUCGUGGCGUUGGAACAGUUCAUCGACAGCAAACACAAAUCAAAGUGUAUCACAUUCAGCCAUACCCUUGAUAUUGUCUUCGAGUACAAUGACUAACUCAACCAUAUCUCGACCAAACAGUUCAUCUCCGGUGAUGUCACGCGAUAAUCAAGUGCUCACAACAAGCGGAAUGUCAUUUAGUAUACCACCGGAGCAUAGAUUUAUUAAUGCAUUACAUUAUCUCAAACCCACUUCUACUUCGAGUAUAAAUUCAUUUCACAAUUUGUUUGGGUUGUCGGCACUUCAGAGGAGUAAUGUAUCGAUUAAUCGAGAGUACGGCUCAAUGCCAUCAUUAUGUUCUUGUAAUUCAGUACCAAAUGUACCCACUUUUCCCAUUAAACCUACUGUUUCUUUACCGACAAGUGUUUCUCAAAUAAAUAUCUUAGAAAUGACAGAAAAUCAUGAGAAAUGCGAUCCUAAAGAUCAACAUAAAAAUCAAAGUUAA